AUGAAUAAUUCAGUCACAACAUCCACACUCCCAGCAUCAAAUUUAACAAUGGUGUCAUCCGACUUUAACCGAACAGAAGUGGAAAAUUUUCAGUUUCCUGAUGAUGAAGUGCCUAAGCCACCAGUUCUCAUUGUGAAACCUGUUUACUGUCAAUCACUUCCAGGACAGUUCAUCCUUAGGUGUUAUCGUCGUGAAAUACACUUCACAUGGAUACCUCCAGAUGAUAAAAUCUCCAAGGCAAUGGUAAAAUUUCGUGAAAUAUCAGUUCAUUUUGACCAGCCCAAGUUCACAACAAUGUCUGAUUACGGAUGGGGACAUUCUGGAGUUAAAUUUCGUAAUCACACCAUUGCUUCGCUAAAACCUAAUCAUUUAUACGAAUUUGGACUAAAUUUGAUCUAUGAAAAUAGUACAUUCGAUCGAUUCCCGAAAAUUGGAUCAAAAGAUAUAUGCGCAUGCAAAACACACCCUGAUGUACCUGAUAUACCGUUGGACCUGCGAUAUCACUAUGUCCAAGGAAAUCAGUAUACUCUAGAAUGGACACCGAACAAUGAUAACGGAGAAGCAAUAUUCACAUACAGUAUGAAAUCAAUGCCGACUGCAUCAAGUAAUACUGAACGCCCCAAAUGGAACACAAUUACACCAUAUAAUUUAACAGAUAAGCAAGCCAAUAUCACACUGGAUACAAAUCACCAGAGUGCAUUUCAGUUGAGAGCUGUCAAUAAGAUUGGAAUGAGUGACCCUGCUUAUUUAAUUAUAAGGCCACCAUUUCAAAAAGUUCCAGAUAAGGGUUAUUCAUCAUUAUUUCAGCCUCUUAAUCAAGUAACCAGUUUGCUGACCUAUAGUCUCCUUUCAGUUGCCCUACUACUUUUAUUCCUGUUCCUAAUUGUAUUGCUGAUUUACCGACGUAGGCAUAAAGAUGGAAAAUCUAACAAACACUCGUUUUUCAUCAACUUCAAUCCAGCCAGACGUCUGCAUUCAAGCAGUGGAAAUGGUUCAUCUAUACUUGGCCUAGGUAGUGAUUUAACAACGAGUGGUUUACCACUUGAUUUAGCUACACUGGAGCCAUUAUGGAAUCAAGAAGUCAACUCACUCUAUGGCAUUAGCAAGCCUGAUCUUAAUAAUUUUGAACAAGUUCCACAAAUACCAGCAGCAAAUAUACGUUUUCUACGUUAUAUUGGAUGUGGAGCAUUUGGCAAAGUAUGGGAAGGUUGGCUCCAUGUACGUGAUGCGGAUGGAGAACGUUUUGAAAAAGUCGCACUCAAAGUAAGAAACUGUAAGUCUUUGACCGAAGCUGAAUUCAAACGUGAAGCGACUCUAAUGCACAAGUAUCAACACACAAACAUUGUACGAUUCUUUGGCGUUUCAUUCGAUUCACCGGGACAGCAAUGUCUAGUCCUAGAAAUGAUGGAUCAAGGCAACUUAAGAGAUUAUCUUCACAGGUCACGGCCCAGAAUAGCACCCGAUAUAGCAGCUAACGUUUUUGCAGCUGCAGCUAUUUGUGCAGCUGCUGGAAAAACCGGAGGAUCUGAUGGCUCUUCAAUGAACACAAGUAUGACUAGCACAGCAGCCGGCGGUGGAACACCGAGUGCUUCAAAUGUUAUCACAUUAACCGCACAACUUGACUUACCAGCAUUGGUUGCAAUAAUGAAAGAUAUAUGCAGCGGGUGCCGGUACCUUGAGGAGCAACAUUUUGUCCAUAGAGAUAUCGCUGCAAGGAAUUGUUUGGUUAGUCAUAACCAUUCAAGUGGACGUACGGUUAAACUGUGUGAUUUUGGAUUGGCACGAGAUAUAUAUAAAAACGAUUACUAUCGUAAACGCAACGAACCUAAAUUACCUGUGCGGUGGAUGUCACCCGAAGCGAUUCGUGAUGGUUUAUUUACAACAAAAUCUGAUGUUUGGGCAUAUGCCGUUACCUGUUGGGAAGUUUUAACUCUGGGGGCUGAUCCAUUUUAUGGUCGAGCGAAUGUCGAUGUUAUGAACCUUGUGAUUGGUGGACAUGUGUUGGGACGUCCAGAAAAAUUGUCCAGAAGAACUUUAUAA
Messenger RNA from Heterobilharzia americana, 2040 nucleotides. NCBI's taxonomy places the organism in Eukaryota, Metazoa, Platyhelminthes, Trematoda, Strigeidida, Schistosomatidae. The record is from the annotation of a GenBank genome assembly.